GCUCUGACGCCCCGCUUCCGGCGCUCUUCCCGUCGUGCACCGCGGCGGCGGCGGCGGCGGCGGGGCGGAAGGCGGCAAGAUGGCGGACGUGCUGGACCUGCAUGAGGCGGGCGGGGAGGACUUCGCCAUGGACGAGGAUGGCGACGAGAGCAUCCACAAGCUGAAGGAGAAGGCCAAGAAGCGCAAGGGACGCGGCUUCGGCUCAGGUGAAGGAGGGCUCCCGGCCCGCGUGCGCGAGGACUACGACAGCGUGGAGCAGGACGGCGACGAGCCGGGCCCACAGAGGUCGGUUGAGGGCUGGAUCCUCUUCGUCACGGGCGUCCACGAGGAGGCGACGGAGGAGGACAUCCACGACAAAUUCGGAUACGGGGAGAUCAAAAACAUCCACCUCAUGGACAGGCGCACGGGGUACCUGAAGGGCUACACCCUGGUGGAGUACGAGACCUAGGAGGCGCAGGCGGCCAUGGAGGGGCUGAACGGGCAGGAGCAUGGGCAGCCCAUCAGCGUGGACUGGUGCUUCGUCAGGGGCCCCCCCAAAGGAAAAGAAGGUGAGGGGGCUCUGUGGCGGGACCAAAACCGUUUAUUUUUUCCCCCCAAAAAUUCCUCCCCACCCCGGUGAAGUUUCAUUGGGCUCCGUUGUGCUGCUGGGGGGGAGCCCCAGGAGGUGGGUGAAGACCCCCGGGACCUGUGGGGGGAGGGAAUCGGGUCCCUGGGGGCAGAU
Molecule: messenger RNA, 721 nt
Organism: Anas platyrhynchos (mallard)
Lineage: Eukaryota; Metazoa; Chordata; Aves; Anseriformes; Anatidae
Source: RefSeq, a predicted model, not a curated record